UACGGCCCAGGAGUGGGUAACCGUUGAGUGGUCGUUGUGAACUUUCAAUAUUAGUUUAAUUCCGUAGUUUUUCCCGGGCAGUUGAGAUUAAGAAAAAAGAGGACGUUGAGUCCCAUUAUAUUACCAUACGAUAUCCGCUCAAUGUCCGGUUAUUGUCUUAUAGACAUGUGUCAUUGAACCAUUCUUUUGCCUAUGAUAUAUGAGUAAACCCUAUCCAAUGGAUUUCCUUUUUCUCUCCUUUUCCCCAUCAAAGCUUCAACUAUACAAGAGGAAGAGAGAAAGUCAUUCCAGAUUGAAGACUAGAUAUUGCAGUGAAGGAAAUGGCAAGCCCUAAGGGGAUGGAUGGAACUCCGGGUGCCUCCUAUGAGACAUUUCCGGUCGCUGAUGUACAGGGAGAAUUGCACCCCGCCCAGAACAAGGAUUUUCAAGUUGAUCCCGUGUCCUCGGACGUGGCUACCUCCUUGGAAUACAAGGAACAAGCAGAGGCGAUAAGAAAGAAAAAGGAGAGGGAAAAGAAGGAUGCCUUGCAGACCCUGAAAUCAGCCAUAAUCGUAUCCGGAGCCAUCUUGGCCGCGGCUGGCGCCGUCUUCGUCAUCACCAAGAAGUUGAAAGAGAAGUGAACUCCCUUUCCUAUGCUAUUCAUUUUUAACUGAUUCCUACUUAUUGUUGACCAUUGUUGUUGUGGUGGUAGUAAAUCGUUUAUACGUGUAUGAUCAAUUUAUUUAUUUACUUUUUUUUUUCUUUU
Vitis riparia (riverbank grape) is the source of this 745-nucleotide messenger RNA. RefSeq lists its product as uncharacterized. Bases 321 to 620 code for a protein of 99 amino acids. NCBI's taxonomy places the organism in Eukaryota, Viridiplantae, Streptophyta, Magnoliopsida, Vitales, Vitaceae. The transcript is spliced from 2 exons. The record is from RefSeq and is a predicted model, not a curated record.